AUGCCGAUAACAACAAGAUCUCAGUCCAAAGCCAAGGCAUUGGCCAUGGCCUCCGAAGAAGCUAUGACUAGCGAGUCUGACUCUGAUCUCGACCUGGGAUCUGAAGUAAACUUUGACGAGGGAAGCGACCUGGAUGACGAUGAGCCACCUGACGAAAUGCUAGAGCAUCUGGUCGACCUUGAUGCCCUUGAGAAGCAGCACAACAACAAACCGAUGUAUACAAGAUCUCUCCUUUUUCAGAUCCGCAAACAGCAACGCAUAAUACUCGACGAAGCAAGCCUACCACCUGACCGCCGCACGAUACAGUAUCUCACCUGGCGAGCCCAAGAUGGAAGUCUCACGAAUGUUUGGAAGGAUAAAAACCUUUCCCGGGUAGUCCAAGAGCGAAAGCAACGCGUCGAUGUUGACUACGUAUGCCGCGUCGCCCUCGAUCCAGAGUUCCAGCGCGAGUAUGGAUGGCACGUUGGAUCAACCCUUAUGUUACGACUGUACAGCGAUGCUGUCACUAAGUAUAGUGGUACAGAGGAUGUGUAUCUCGGCGCUCCUUACGCUCUUCGUGUCGUAGAUCAGGGCAAGACUCUCCAACACCAAGAUGAAAACCAAAUGCAGAGGUAUCGUGAUGCGGUAGCUCAGUCAUUGGCUUUCUGGAAGAGGGGUGACUUUGCCAAGAAGUUCACAGCCACGAUCAAAGGUAUCGCGGGCCUCUCAGCGCCAGUUGAGAAGAUUGUGUGUUUUGGCCUAUCUGUACCCCGCCCGGACUGGAUGCAUCACAGUGUGUUCCAACACAUCCCAGUUUUCAGUAUGGCAAAAACCUUAGCUAGGUUCUACCAAAAGUACGGGUUGGAACAAAAGAAGAUCAAGAUCUUGCUUCAAGAGCCCAACUACGAAGAGAGGGACUGGACGCUGUUCAGCGAACUUCACAAAGCCAUGGGCUGUGAAGCCAGCAGCGAGAUAGAAUUCGUCAACGAUCCAGACGGACUACUUGCCAUCGACACGAGCACUAUGGUAAUCGCUCCGCAUUUGCCUACCGGCACUUUUCCUUGGAUUCAGAUCAUCGCUGAUCUCUUCGCAUCGGGGUCUGGGCCGGCUGUCAUCAUCGGCGAUCAUCUCGCUGUCGAUAUUGGGAAGGAAGUCUUCGUUCACUAUGAUCGCGGGUCGCCAGCCGUCUCGAGGUUUCUCUCAGAUCGAUAUGAGGAGUUUCAAAGUGUUCUCCCUCAUGAGAGGCAAUGGAACGAGUUACGUCUGCCUGAUGUGACCACUGGGUUUGAUCCGUAUGGUAUCGACUGGAUACCGGGUAUGGACAUCUACGUACGACACGAUGGUCUUAAUUGUGAGCACCUGUAG
Molecule: messenger RNA, 1344 nt
Organism: Alternaria conjuncta
Lineage: Eukaryota; Fungi; Ascomycota; Dothideomycetes; Pleosporales; Pleosporaceae
Exons: 1
Coding region: 1-1344 (447 amino acids)
Source: RefSeq, a predicted model, not a curated record